CUCUCCGGUCAACCACUGCUCUGUUGUUCCUUGCUGUAGUUCCUCGCUGCCGCAAGCCCCGCCGUUUCCACAACCCAUCCACCCAGAUCAACGACAAUGGCCGAUACGAACGCGCCCAAGCCGAGCAGCAGCGUCAAGUUGGUGCUUCUGGGUGAAGCUGCCGUCGGAAAGUCGUCGCUUGUCCUCCGAUUCGUCAACAAUGACUUCCAAGAGAACAAGGAGCCCACGAUAGGAGCCGCCUUCCUAACCCAGAAGUGCAACCUGCCUACGAGGACGAUCAAGUUUGAGAUUUGGGAUACAGCAGGCCAGGAGCGCUUCGCCUCUCUGGCGCCCAUGUACUACCGCAACGCCCAAGCCGCCCUUGUUGUCUACGACCUGACAAAACCUACUUCGCUCAUCAAGGCCAAGCACUGGGUCGCCGAGCUCCAGCGACAAGCGUCUCCCGGCAUCGUUAUUGCGCUCGUGGGUAACAAGUUGGAUCUGACCAGCGACUCGGCCGGCUCUGCCGAGGUUUCCGGAGACGGCGACGACACUGCGGAGGAUUCGGGCGACGCUCGCAAGAUCUCGACCGAGGAGGCAAAGACAUACGCCGAGGAGGAAGGUCUCUUGUUCUUCGAGACUUCUGCCAAGACCGGACACAACGUUACCGAGGUUUUCACAGCCAUUGCGAACGCCAUUCCCGAGACGUCGUUGAAGAGCGCGCGUGGGCCCGGUGCCUCGCAUGCCGGCGUCAGCCGCACAGAAGAGCAGAGGGUCAACCUUAACGGGCCGCGGGAUGCCAACGCAAAGGAAGGUUGCGCCUGCUAAGGGAUGAUGGAUGGAUGGAGGGGGGAAUGGAGAAGAUAUUGGACGGACGAUGCGGAUAUUCCACCAACAGUGGCCGUGGAAGGGGACACUGAUGAGUAUGAGGGCGCCCAUCUUCCGGUUGACGAAC
This is a messenger RNA of Neurospora tetraspora, 934 nucleotides long. RefSeq names its product ras family-domain-containing protein. Lineage: Eukaryota; Fungi; Ascomycota; Sordariomycetes; Sordariales; Sordariaceae. The record is from RefSeq and is a predicted model, not a curated record. Gene Ontology annotation, biological process: vesicle-mediated transport. The coding region runs from base 97 to 807 and encodes 236 amino acids. Gene Ontology annotation, molecular function: GTP binding; GTPase activity. The transcript is spliced from 3 exons.